AUGCCUGUCCACAAUGGUAUUCCAGAUAGUAGCAAAGGACCCAAUACGAUCAAUGUACUCAAUAUUGAUUGUAUCCAAGAUCUAAAACUCAGAGAAAGAGUUGUAGAAAAAUGGGUUACUGAGAUUUCACUAAUCUUACAGACAAACCCAGAGGAAUUUGAGAAAGCAAAAAAUGUUCUUCUACUUUUAGAACACAAAACUGAUGGAAUUGUGCAAAAGUUCCUAAGAAACAAUAAUUGGAAUGAAGAUUUGCAUGGUUCAGAUCUUUUUGAUAAUCUCAUAAAUGUCCUAUACACUACUUUCUUAGGUCUUGAUUAUAUUUCUAAUAAAGACUUUACCAUUAAUAAGAAAGUUGACAGAAGUGAAUAUGCACAAUGGAUAUCUGCUUAUCUCAUGAAAAUUCCAAUUAUUGGAGAAAUCUGUACUGAAAGAUGGAAAAAAGAAGCUACUGGAGAAAUCCAGCAAACCAGUCUUUCUUAUGCAACAAAAAUUGCAAAGGAAGAAAUUGAUAGAAUCUGUCAAGACAGAUAUAAACAACAAAAGCUCAAAACAAUAAGUAAAGGUUGUUGUAGCAUUCUCUCUGAUUUCAAAAACUUUGAUAUUGGAAGGAAAACUUAUACUAAGAAAAAGUAUAAAAACAAAAAGAAAUACAAAUCUUUCUGGAAGAAGAAAAGAAGAAAAUUUUCACCAGGAAAAUACUUCAAAAAACCUUCAAAAGAAUCGCCUAAGAAUACUACUUCCUGUCCACAAGGAAAGAAAAAAUGUAGAUGUUGGAUCUGCAAUGAAGAAGGACACUAUGCCAAUGAAUGUCCAAAUAGAAAAAAAUACCCUGACAAAGUCAAGGUUUUACAAACCGCUAAUAAUGGAGGAUAUGAAGCUCUUGAAGAAGAGUAUGAAGGUAUACAACAUGUCUUUACAUUUCAUGUUGAAACUGAUUCUUCAUCAAAUUCUGAUGAAAACAAAUCAACCACGGAUGACUCAGACUAG
Lactuca virosa is the source of this 987-nucleotide messenger RNA. The record is from the annotation of a GenBank genome assembly. Lineage: Eukaryota; Viridiplantae; Streptophyta; Magnoliopsida; Asterales; Asteraceae.